AUCUCACCACCGUCCGGAGGACAGUUAGUUGACGCCAUUCGUGACCCACAGUGUGUUCCCCGGCAGUAUGUCCACGUGCGUGCGCGGUGUAGCGUUGUUGGUGGUUAGUUUGCUGCUGCUAGAAUCUCGCGCCUCCGACAUACUGAACGAUGCGCACGUGUACCGUGCCUUCGCGUCGUACGAGGUCGUGCCGGAUGUGAUCGACGAAGCGCCCGACUGUUGGGCCCGGGUGUCGUUUAAAAGUGGCCGCCAGGCGGAAGGAGGUAAUCGGCUAACGCCAACACAAAUACGAAACCCUCCGGUUGUGAGCUGGAACGCGAACGAGCGUGCGUUGUACACGCUGAUCCUGACCGAUCCGGACGUACCGUCACGGGAUGAUCCACGCUAUCGGGAGUUUAUCCACUGGGCUGUGGGGAACAUCCCCGGCAACGAUAUCGAUCGGGGUGAAACGCUCGUGGAGUAUCUGGGAGCGGUGACGCCACGGGGCACAGGGUUGCAUCGGUUCGUGCUGCUGGUGUUUGAGCAUCUGCAGAAGCUGGACUUUUCGGCGGAACCGAGGAUCACGGCACAGUGCGGUACGGUGCGGCGAUACUUCUCCACGCGCAACUUUACACGCAAGUACGAUUUGAGUGGCGUGUACGCGGGCAACUUCUUCCAGACGCAGUACGACGAUUACGUGAACACGCUGCAGGCACAGCUGCGCGAAUGUGAGAGCGAGCGUUCGCUGAACGAACUGAACGGCGCGCGCAAUGGAACCGUUUUCGGUGGACCGUAGGUGGAAGAAGGGUUAGCCCAGUGCUGCCACUGUUGCUUGGUAGGGGCUGCGACGUGUGUAAAUGUGGGGAAGGGGGUCUUCAUUUAUAGGGAAGAGACGUGUGUGUGUUUUGAGAAGUAAAUAGCUUUUUUAUGGUGGAAUCAGUAGUUGUAAGAUAAACGUAACAAAAUCAAAAUUUCUUAUAAAAAAUCUCAACAUGG
Anopheles gambiae (African malaria mosquito) is the source of this 975-nucleotide messenger RNA. RefSeq names its product protein D3. The record is from RefSeq and is a predicted model, not a curated record. The coding region runs from base 68 to 775 and encodes 235 amino acids. The transcript is spliced from 2 exons. NCBI's taxonomy places the organism in Eukaryota, Metazoa, Arthropoda, Insecta, Diptera, Culicidae.